GCCUAAUGCGGGCCGCAUCGGAAGAUCCCGGCUUGAGCGCUUGGACCUUUGCGUCUGCCAGGCGUUCGCUGCUCGCGCGCCGUGUCAAGCUGGCAGCCCAGUGUCAGCCUACCUCAGCAACCUCGCCACCGCCAUCUGCGCUCCUGAGCCCGCCGGCAUUGCCGCCCUGAGUCUCGAGACUGACAGUCAGCCUCGAGACUGGCAGUGUGUAUGCGGCCUCGCCCCUGCUCCCUCGUGCUCUCGUCCCCCUCGCGCUCUGGUGUCCUGCCCUUGCUCUCGCACUCUCGCGUUCUGCCCUCGCGCUCAUCCCCAUCUGGCCCGUCGCGCACCGGCUCUAAGGCUGGGUCAGCACCUCACAACACUCGCAAAUGCCCAGUACGCAGGCACGGCCGACAAACACAUGCCACGCGCACGAGGUUGAGCGCGAGCGAACGGCGGGCAUGGGUAGAGACGAGGUUGAGAGAGCAGACAGGCAGGCAUUCCUUGCUCUCCCCUCGCGCGCGUCUCACAUUCGAACAGCAACAGGAUCUUGUGUCUCGACUCUCGCGGGCUGCGGCUGGCUCCGUAGGUUCGACACAAACCCCUCGCACCACGAGUAUGGUCUUAGCAACAAAAGUUUGUGUCACCUGCAGAGUCAAGCAGCUAUCUUUAGUCUCGCGGCUCGCCCCGUACGUCGUCAUGGACCUUCCGCACCAUGUGAAUGUUGACUCCAUCCAUCCAACACAUCAACAAGCACGGAUAUCAUGCUCGCGCGCCACGCCGCGCGAGCUUCUCGGUACUCUAGGUAAGCUCUCGCAGUACAGUACUAUGCCUCUUCACCCCUUCUGUGGCUUGUUCUUCCCUUGCAAGUGUCUUACGUCUCACGCUCAAAAAUCGUGAGCAAUGGCCUGUACCGCGCUCUUUGUGAGUAUUCAUCAUCCCUCUGUAUCAUCACUGUUUGCCGCCGUGACAUCAGACUUCCAGUCAGCGAGCAUGAUGAUUCGAGAUGCACCGAGUGUUGUUGUAUGACGUGCGGUGCUGCCAGGGUGGUAUCAACAGCUGAUGUGUGCAUCCAUGUGCUCACUUGUCAGUGAGCCCACUCUCCUGCGUGACCCAUACUGACUCGCGUAGGACUCGUACCCUCCGUGAAGGGUACGGGUCAGCUGUCGGAUACCCGGUGUUUCCCCGUGCUUUGCACGCCGCCGCCGCAGAAUGGGAGGAGUUUGGCUUUGUGAGGGCAUGGACGGUGGUCGAAGCGGUUAACCCCAGUAGUCAAUAGUUGAUGUACAUUAAUUAAUCAACUGGGUAGCAAUAUAUGGCAGGAUUACUGGAGACGA
Rhodofomes roseus is the source of this 1316-nucleotide messenger RNA. RefSeq lists its product as uncharacterized. The transcript has a single exon. NCBI's taxonomy places the organism in Eukaryota, Fungi, Basidiomycota, Agaricomycetes, Polyporales, Fomitopsidaceae. Bases 211 to 879 code for a protein of 222 amino acids. The record is from RefSeq and is a predicted model, not a curated record.